This is a messenger RNA of Mobula hypostoma (lesser devil ray), 1609 nucleotides long. RefSeq names its product NAD kinase 2, mitochondrial (gene nadk2). The record is from RefSeq and is a predicted model, not a curated record. Lineage: Eukaryota; Metazoa; Chordata; Chondrichthyes; Myliobatiformes; Myliobatidae. The coding region runs from base 36 to 1250 and encodes 404 amino acids. Gene Ontology annotation, molecular function: NAD+ kinase activity. The transcript has 12 exons. Gene Ontology annotation, cellular component: mitochondrion. Gene Ontology annotation, biological process: NAD+ metabolic process.
UCCAAUGCGUUUGCGCAGUGGGCCUGGUUUGGCCCAUGGCGUUGGCUGUGCUCCGCGGGGGCCUGGCGGCUGCGCUGCUGAUCAGAGGGAGGGCCCGGAGCUCAGGCCCCGGACCUGGACCCUUCCAGCCCCAACGCGUGGCCGUGGUAGCCAAAACCACCCGCUUCGAAUUCGAGCAGCAGCGGGGUGGAGAGCGAGAGGCGGCGCUGCGGCAGCGGCUUGCUACGAAGGGAUCCAGUUACUGUGGAUUGCUGGAGCGACACCACCGUCACACUCUGAGUGUUCAGCAUGUGCUGGAUAGUCUCCGGAAGGAAGGCAUCGAGGUUCGCCUGGUGAAGCGCAGAGACUACACUGAAGAGACAGUGCGAUGGGCCGACGCCAUUGUCUCUGCUGGAGGUGAUGGGACGAUGUUGCUCACAGCCAGUAAAGUGUUUGGCCGCCUCAAACCCGUGAUUGGAGUGAACACCGACCCAGAGAGGUCUCUGGGACACCUGUGUCUGCCCCUGAGGUACACUCACUGCUUCUCCGACGCACUCAGGAAGCUACAGCAGGGAGAGUUCAGGUGGCAGUGGAGGCAGAGGAUCAGGAUUUGCCUGGAAGGGGUGGGGUUCAAUGCCACCCCCGUGGACCUGCAUGAGCAGCAGCUGAGCCUGGAGCAGCACACCACGGCCCAUCGCAAGGCCACGAACAAUGGUGUGGGCAGUCGGGUGAGUGAUCAGCCUGAGCUGCUGCCGGUCAGGGCCCUCAAUGAGGUGUUUGUGGGAGAAUCGCUGUCAUCCCGGCCAUCAUACUAUGAGAUCUCCAUUGACAAUGGACCCUGGGAGAAGCACAAGAAUUCUGGUCUCAAUGUCUGCACCGGGACUGGAUCCAGGGCCUGGUCUUACAACAUUAACAAGUUGGCCAGUCAGGAGGUGGAAGAUCUUUUACUGAUUGCACAGAAGAGAGGCCACGUGGCCCUGCAGAUGGAUCGAGAGUCUGUGGAGCAAGUCACCGACCACUACAACGAUUCACUGAUCUUCUCCCCCGAGGAGCGGAGGCUUUUCUUUAGCAUUCGGGAGCCCAUUGUAAACAGAGUGUUCACCAGCACCCUGCACCGCGGCUUUACUAGCAAAAUGGCCAUCCGCUCCAGGUGCUGGGAUGCCUGUAUGGUGGUAGACGGAGGGACAUCGUUCGAGUUCAACGAUGGAGCAGUUGCCACUUUAACGGUGGAGGAGGAGGACGCUUUGUGCACAGUGCUGCUGGAAGAGUGAAUCCUUGCCAGAGGAUGGGAUAGCUCUGUUACACUACUGAGCCUGGAUUGUGUGGUGCUUGCCUGACCUGGAGGCACUGAACUGGUGCCAGGGUAGUUUGGUGCAGUAUUCUUUUGGUGUAGUGUGGGUUUGACCUGAAGCAAGAUGCUCACUCGCAGGUCUGUGCCACCACACCGUUGCUGACUUGCAGACUUUGUGCCCUCUCUGGCUGGAAGGGGCUCUCGCAGCAGGAAAUAUUUCAUCAGCUUGGACUGAGCCUUUACCUCUCAUUCACUGACCUAAGCAGAGGGAAGGACUGGAGCCAUAGAUACUGGCAACUUUACCAUCAAAAAGGAAACUGAAUAAAGCAUUAUUUUUUA